UUUCCUCUUUGUACUUCUUUUCACAUAAUCUCUCAUUGAGAUCAAAAUAGCUAUGUCAUUACCCAUUAGCACAGUCAGAAAAGACAAUGUCAGGCGUGUGCUUGCGCCCGUUCCUUGGUGUUGCCGUCUGUACUGAUACGCAGCAUAAUGGCCUGCCAGUCUGGACGUCGAACAUCCAGCAGCAGGUAUCUUUUGACUGGAGCGCCGUAUGCAAGGCGGCAUCGCUUGCAUCGGAGGCAGCAAGCAGCGGGAUUCUUCACCUCCAGAGGCAUUUGCUGGGAUACCAUGCAUCCAACAAUGGCUACAUGCUGGUCCUUCUGUCUGAUCCUUCAUGCCCGCACAGCUUGUUGCGCCAAAAACUCGCCGAACUACUAAAUGUCACAGAAUUAGUGAUAGGACCGAAACUCUCAAGGGCCAUAGCUGCGGCAACUACACGUGUCGAGCUGAAACGCCAGUUAGCUCAGUCGCAAGAUGUGCUUCAGGUCUUCUGCGAGGACCCCGCCAGCAGCAUCGCCCCCUCCUCACCGCAGCAGCCCCCUCUGCCGCCUGGCACGCUUCAGUCCCUCAUCCUACACCGACUGAACGCCGUCUCCUCAUCCAUGACAUCUAACACAACCGCAACAGCAUCCACCGCUGCUACUGCUUCCGGCACCGCCGCUACCGCAACCUCCGCCUCCCCGGCGGAUUUGCCGGAGCCCACCGCCUCCGCCUUCCGCUUGCUGCGCCGCUGCGAGCCCCAUCGCAUCAGCAGCCACCAUGUGGACCUCACUGCCGCCAGUACGGCGGUAGCAGGAAGUACGGCACAACUACCGCUCUCCACGACAACGACCGCGCUGCCGUACAAUGUCCAUGGGGAGGAUGCCGUACUGUUCUCUGACUUUGCCUUAUCCGAACGAGAGCUGGAGGGUGGAGGUGGAGGCAUGGGCGGCCAUCAGCAGCGGCUGUCAGCUGGGUUACGGGAGUCGUUGCUUGCGUCCACACACAUGGUUCGUCCAACGGACAGCCAACUGUGGGCGCUCAUCCUUUCCGAGCUGCAUGCUUUGGAUUCGGCGCACGGCGGUGUAGCUAGCAGUCAGCGAGGGCGGCCGGGCCAUGCGGCACCCGGCGCCCUGGCUGCCCCGGGCAACCGGCAGCACUGCAGCAUCGACCUCUCCACGCUCCAACCGGGCCUCACGGUGUCCGCCGUCACCCUGCGGUUAGGCGCCGCUGCCGCUCCUGUGACCCACGGGUCACAAGCUGCUUCUGGUGCUGGCGCCAAAAAGGCCGCGAGCGGAAGCAGUAGUAGCAGCAGCAGUCGCAAUGCAGCUCAGCCUGUACGACAGCACUGCCACGUCGCGCUGGUGGUAGUGUACUUACUGAUGGACGAGCGUCAAGCUGUAGAACUGUAUAGCGGCGGCGGGCGUCGCUCGUCGUCAGCCGGCGGCGCCGCCGCCAUGACGGUACGACAGUCCGCCUUCCGGGGCGUGCCGUACACUGUGGUGUCAGGGCCCGCAGCAGCCCCACCGGGGGCGCUGGCUGCGUUGACGGCGGCCGUCGACAUGUACGAGCAGGCGUUUCCAGCGACUGUGGAGCCGCUCUUGCAAGAGGCACGACGGUUGGCAAACGAACUGCAGCAACAACCGCCGCAGCAACAACUGCAGCAGCAGCGGCCCCAGCCAGGCAGCGAGCGGGGGCCCGCUAGGCUGCGUUUCGAUGGCACCAGCGAUUUCGGUGUGGUCAUCACCAGCAGCGGCGGUGGGGCGUAUGAGGAGGGCGAUGAUGAUUUUGACGCGGGGGCGCUGAGCCCCAUCCUGCAAGGAUCGCUUCGUGCGCCAUCCUCCGCUGGCGCUGCCGGCAGCGACUCUCUCUCCCAGAAACAGCAGCAGCAGCAGCCUUCCGCGCUGCAGCUGCAGGAUCGGCAAGACCAGCCCUACAGCGUCUCCACCAGCCAGGACUCCAGACCCCGUCGGCCUUCUCCACUGGGCGCUGCCACUGGCGGUGUCGCUUCCUCAACCGGCGGCGGCGUCACCACUGCCGCCGCAUCCAGCAGCAGCUCUGGCGGUGGCGCAUUAUUGGGCAUUGGCGGCAUCGGUGGCGGCGGCAGGCCAGCGGCUGGGUCGGCCGUCAGGAGCAGCGGCGGGGGCCUGGGUACCCUCACCGCCCCUCCCGACUGGAUGCUCCCCAGCAGCGGCUCGGGCAGUGCUGGCAGCAGCCCUGGGGGUAGCCCCCGGCGGGGCGGGAGUGAGGCAGGCGGAGAGGGAGGAGGCGGGAAAGGCCGGGAGGAGGGGCCGUCUGGGAAAGGAGCACCACCAUUAUCAGCGGCGGGGGGAAAGGGAGCGGCUCUGGUUGCUGCGACAGUUACAGCCGCUCCGCAGCAGCAGCAGCAACGUGCGGCUCGGUCCCUGUUGGGCGGGCCGCUGGGUGGUAUCUUUGCCGCGGAGGCGCAGCUAACGCGGGAUGUCGCAGCCCGCGCGGUACCAUUGCCGGCGCUGCCUUCGCAUGAGGUGCAGGGGCAGCAGACAGGAGCUGGCGGCCAGACUGCGAAAGGGGGAGCCGCAGCACCCUUUUCUUCAAGUCCAGCCAUCAAGACUGACCUCACAGCGGCACACGCACCAGACCAUGACUCAUCCGACCAAGCCGUACUUUCGUACGACGACCCCUUACCCUCCCAACCCUCACCCGCCUCCCGCGCACCGCAAACCGGCGACGGCUCCGGCAGCAGCAACCCUCGAAGCAGCCUGGUCCGGAAUACCAUGCCGCUGCUGUCCCUCACGCAGCCCCUGGCCACACGACCAAACCGGCAUUCCUUCCCGGCCCUGACAGACCUCCUUGUCACAACCGCGCCGGAGCUAACCUCGCCGCCCUCCGCGGCAGCUGCUGCAGCCAGAGGUGGAGGCGGAGGCGGCGGUGAUGGGGACAACGCCGGGCCGUCGCCCAACUCCUCUUUGGGCAGCUUUGGGGAUGAGGACACAGUGGAUCUGUUGGCGGGUCUGACGGGCGGCCGCAAACGCAGCAGCGCGGGCGGUUCGCCUGCAAGCGCGCUGCGCACGCCGACGCUGUGGGCAUCCGUGGAACGCACACCAGGUGCUGCAGGGAGUGCCGCAGGGAAGGGGGCUAACGGUGCCGGAACAGCUGCGGGAGCAGCUGCUAGUAGUGAUGCAAAGGCGAAGGCAGCAGGUGCAGCAGCAGCAGUACUGUCAGGCACUGGGGCUGCUGCCGCAGCGGCGGCACAGGGCGUCAGGUCCAGGGCUCAAAUUGGUGCUGCUGGUACAGGUACUGGUACCGCUGCUGGGGUUCGCAGCUCACUGGGAAUCUUGGCGGGUACCCUUCGGCGGGAGAGCAGCAGCAGCAGCACAGCCAGCAGCACGGGCAGCAGCAGCGGAGGCGGCAACGCACACACAACUGCCAAAAGCACUGGCGUGUCCGCCAAGGGUGCAGCAGCAGAGCCACCGGGUGUUGUCACGAGCCAAGCAGUGCAGGUGGUUGGCGCUGCCGUCGUAUCUUCAGGUGCUGGCGCUAGCGAUGGAAGCAUUGGGCUUUCAAACGCUGGCAACGGCAGUGGCAGCGCCACCGCUCCGGGCGCUGUUGGCGGCGAUGGCGGUGCUGCUCCUGGUGCUGCCGGCGCUGGCAGCGGCGCGGGGGAUGACGGUAACGCCAGCAGUGGCCUCAGGAUCAGCAGCAGCAGCGGCAGCAGUAGCAAGAGCAGCAAGAGCAACCAUGGUAGCGGGCCUGUAGCCGUGAAGAAAGGCGCGGAGAAUACCGGUCAGCCUCUUGUACAGGACCCUGAAGGCAGCACCCUUGCGCUUACUAACCCUGUCUGCAGCACUGACGUAAAGGAGGGCACGGGCGGUGGUGCUGAAGCCAAGGAAGGCAGCCUUUCUGCCGCUACCGCAACGACAGCAGCUACUGCACAACAACCCAAAACAACGCCACAAGCCAGCCCCGACCCAUCCAACACCGCCGCCGUGGCCCCCGGGGCUGCCUCCAACCCUCCUCCGCCUUCCAGCCAGCUAGCCCGCGCCAACAGCCGUCCCGCCAAUCCCGCCAAAGCCCCAACCGACGCAUGGGACGAGAACGGGGAGGAGUCGUCAUGCACGCCGUCGAAGCAGCAGCAGCAGCUCCGGACUCCGAAACCCAAGCUGAGGGGGUCACCAGGGGCUAGCCGGCGCUCCAUGACAUCCUCCCCGGGUGCGGCUAGCUUCACAAGCAGUGGCGCAAGUCUGGUGCUGGACUUCAGCCUCUCCACCACAGAACGUUCCACGGGCGUUGACUCGACGACCACAACCGCAGCAGCCGCAGCAUCGGCAAGCACUGCUGGUGCUGCUGCUGCCACAAGCAAGGAAGCGACCUCUGGGAGCGGUGUUGCAGCCGCCUCCGAGGGGGCAAUGCCGAAGGAAGCAUCACCCGAUACAGCUGCCGUUCAUGCCACAGCAGCCCUUGACCCUGGCGGUGUACUCCCUGGUACACGGGCGACUGCAAUGGAGGGACCCACUCCAGCGGGGGAGCCCCUGGGUGGGUCUGCUGGUACGAUUGGGGGAACAGGAGGGGAUACGGCAAGCCGCUUGGAAGCAAGCCGGCAGCAACUCGGAGGCACGCCUCGUGAGACGGUUGAGGUGGCAGCAGCGGUGGAACCUUCUGCUGCUGCAGCGGCGGCAGGCACCGGAUCAGCAGCACCGGUUGUAGGGCGUAUUGGGCGGGGUGUCAUGGAGGAGAGGCAAAAGCGGAGGCAGAAAGGUGGUGACGUGGACAGCGGCGCCAUGCGGUCAACGCAUCGGAGGCAUGGCGAGCGGCGUGAUCGCCAUGCACGGUCGCAAUCGCCUGGCAAGCCACAUGUCGGUCAUGUUCACCGCCGCCGCCACUGCAACCGCAACCGAGAUGAGGACAGGUGCCUCAGCCAGGCAGCUUUGUCGCUCUCCUCCUCCCUCUGCUCCUCCUCUUCCUCUUCAGCUUCGUCCAAUGAAGACGGCGCCUCCGCUUCUGCAUCUUCCCCUUCAUCAUCAUCGUCCUCAUCCGCAUCACCGUCACCGGAGCGAUCAGCCCGCAGAAACCGCUCCGAAACUCCAACUCGCCAUCACCAUCGCAGUCAUCAUCGCGAUCAUCAUCAUCAUCAUGACCGUGAGAAGCAACUGCGACGGCGGAAAGCGGCGGCAUCUUCUGAGCGAAAGGGCAGCCAGCAGCGAAGCCGGGAAGCGAAAAAGGAGCCGUCGCCGCACCAGGAGCAAGGUGUGCACUACCACCACUGCAAGCAGUACUAUCACAACUACCACUACCAAGACGGUUCAAGUCAGCAGCAACAACAGCAGCAGCAGCGGCAUCACGAAAGGCCUAUGGACACCAGCGCCGCCUAUCCCCCUGCCUUACCUGGCUGGUCAUCGCGUCCAUCUCCGUACUUUGCGCCCUCAUCGUCGUACGGUGCGCAAUCGUACACACCACACCCACCUCCGCCUGCUCACUACCCAGACGCUACCGUCGGGAGCAUGGCGGCUGGGGCCCUCGCUUUCAUCCCGUCAACCUGGUGCUGGCCGCAUCCGCCGCCCUACCCGCCACCACCGCCGACGCUACAUCACCAAGGGUACCCAGCUGCCGUACAACCGACGUCAUCACAGCUGUACGGCGCCUACGUGCCGUACCCGGUGCCUCAGCAGCAGCAGCAGCCCAGCAAUGGCCCGACGGGCAGGCCUGCGGCACCUCCUGCCGGGGGCGGCUCUGAUACGCAGCCAGCCGAGGUGCAACCGUCCCCGCCGCCGCCGCAGCUGCAGCAGCCGCUAUCAACCACCGGCAAUGCGGCGCCUACACACUCGCCAUUCGAACAUGCAGCAGCGAACGCCAGCAAUGCCUCCCCUGCUGCGGCCGCCGCCACAGCCAUUUCCCUGCCCGAAUACCAGCCUUACGUAAUCGUUGUACGGGAGCGUACGGCAGUUGGGUCGGCAGCCUCCCCAACGGUGGACAUCGAUCAGGAUGCUACGAUCGCACCCACUUCUGCUGCUGCCGCCGCCAUCACGGCCGCAGUCGCAGCCGCAUCCAAUCGUUCCCAGCCACAACCUCACGACGGCUCCCGACUGUUACCCGACUGCCUUCGGUCCACCGCACCCAUAACAGCAUACGGCAUGCCGCUACGCGAUGCCGUGCAUUUGGUGGUUGAAACCAUGAACGGCCGAACACGGCAUGAGGCCACCGCAGCGGCCGCGGCGGCGGCAGCGACCGCUCAGCAACAGCGGCUACAACAGGAGCAGCGGGCGGUGUUGCAGCCGGCACCGUCCAGGACGCUGCUGCAGCCGGUGGAGCAACAGCAGGGAGUGUGUACGGAGGUACGAGGUCAGGCAACUGCUAGUGCAGCAGCGACUGCCACUGCUGGUGCGUCGCCGGAGGGUGUGCGGGGUGAGCGCCAGGAGGGCGCGCGUCAGGCUGGGGAGGCGGGAGCGGCAGGGGCUUCAGCGGGUACCUGUUCCUGCAGUGCCGUACCGGCGCCAAGCUGCACAAUGCAGACGGACGUUGCUGCGGUGGCGGUGGCUGCGGCGACGGCGGCGGCAGCAGCGGCGGCGGCGGUGAUGCCCACGCAGACCCUGGUGGCGUUGUUGUCGCAAGGCGCCGGUGCUACUGCUGCGGGAGCGGCGGCGGCUGAGGUACAUCGCCGGCCGCUGGUAGGUGUGGAAGACGCGGCACCUAGACCAACCACAGUGGGCCAAGCUCGGAGUCCAGAGCGAUCUCCCUCCCGCGAUCGGCAUCAUCACGGGCAGCCGUACCUGCCGUACCAGCCGCAGCCGGAGAGACGCCACCGAAGCCAACACCACCACCGCCACCGGAGCCACCAUCACCACGGCUGGCAGCAUCCGCACCCGCACCCUGCUACAGGUGCUCCCCUCCCCCACCACCAGCAGCAGCAGCACUGGCCCCAGCAGGGGCAGCAGUUGCAACACGACCAGCAAUGGCACGCCCAGCAGCCUCAGCAGGAACAACGGCAGCUGCACCUGCACCUGCAACACCCAUACAAUUACCAACAUACUUCCAACCCGCAGCAUGCGCCAGGAACACAAGACCCGCAGCCCCCGCACCCAUUGACAGCAGCAGCACCACCAUCACCGGAGCAUACCCGCAUGUCGCCACACGCUGCGAUGCACCUGCUGCUGCCACCUCCAGAAGGCAUCCUCCCCUGGCCUUCCCAACAGCAUCCACAGCACCACCAUCAUUCGUACGACAUGCAUCACCCUGGCAGCCACCCGCCGCAUCAGCUUCCUUCGCCCCACCGGCGGCACUCCUUCCGCCACAGCCACCGUCACCACAGCGGCGCCGCCGUCGCCGCUGGUGAGGUUGCCGCGACCCAUGGGUCGGCCCCAAACGCGGCUGUGGCGGCAGCGGCGCCGCCUCCGCAAUCAGCCAUGGCGCCUGCCGUAAUGCCCGAUGCCCCUGGUGGGCGCGAGCGCAGUAACAACCAGCGAUCCUGCGGAGCUGCAGGAGGAGGUGUUCAGGAAGCGGUGGCGGCAGGUGAAGGGCAACUGCAGUCACGACAACAGCAACGGUCACAGCGGCAGCCUGGCGAGGAGUGCUCCCAGCACAAUCACGCUAGCGAACCCGCGCGCUCAGCCGCAGCCCUAACACUGCUGCCGCCGCCGCAGCAGCAGCACCCGCUAGAACAAGGGCUAGUGCAGUCCUCGAACCAGCACGCUCAAGAGGAGCCGCAGCCGCAGCGCGAGGAGCAGCAAUUUCAGCUCUACACAGGCCCUCACUCCGCCGUUGUGCCAUGGAUGCGGCUGCUCGCUGGGGAGGUCAACCAGGCGAGGACAGAGCGUACGGCACUUCUGGUGGCGGAGUCUGAGGCUGCGGCUCGCGCAAAGGCGGCAGCUGCGACAGCGAACGUUGCGUCGUUGUUUGCUUCCGCUAGGUCGGCUUCAGGGGUUGAGGGCUCCAGGAAACUGGUUGCAGCAGCACAUGCGCCGCGGAACAAUGCUAGCCAUCAAGGCUCCUCAUGGGCUGCAGCGGCACCACAAGCAGCCCAGGACAAUGCAUGCAGCGUCUCCGUUCCUUCACCUUUUGCCGCAGUCACACCAGCAACUGCAGCGGCACAAGCAGUAGGUGGUUCCGGCGGUGUAGCGCCACUACGUGAGAGUCGCAGGCAACCGCUGCAGCCAUGCGGCAGCGGCGGACACAACGGGUUUGCUGCUCACGACGCUGCUGCCAGGGCUGCUGCUGCUGCCUCUGCUGCUCCAGUGCCAUCCCAGCAGCGCGACUGCAACAGCAAUCAAGCAGCAGACCCACGGGUCACCCUAGGCAGCCGCCACAGCGGGCCGCAGGUUUCAGUGUCAGGCGUCCUGGGUACGUCGCCCUCCGCCAGCCAGGUCCCGGUAGAGCUGUCAGCCUUCCUGAUGGGGUCUCCGCCGCCUCCAAGCAUGAUAGAGGGCUUCAUGCGACCAGGAAAGGCUGACAACACCACUCACACCGCUUCUUCAAGCGGAGGACCCCACCGAAAGCACGACCGCGGCAACGGUAACAGCAGCCUUUCAGUGGCAGCGGUGUCAGGGGGUCCGGCUGCAGUAGAGUGCCAAAGCGGCAAUCACCGGGGCGGCAGGGGGCCGCAUGGUGGCAGCGGUGCGGCGACGCUAGAGCUCGUGGAGCUACCGGGCGGGGG
Astrephomene gubernaculifera is the source of this 8602-nucleotide messenger RNA. Lineage: Eukaryota; Viridiplantae; Chlorophyta; Chlorophyceae; Chlamydomonadales; Astrephomenaceae. The record is from the annotation of a GenBank genome assembly.